This is a messenger RNA of Vicia villosa (hairy vetch), 1515 nucleotides long. Its product is annotated as protein EXPRESSION OF TERPENOIDS 1-like. Gene Ontology annotation, biological process: positive regulation of DNA-templated transcription. The coding region runs from base 211 to 1215 and encodes 334 amino acids. Gene Ontology annotation, cellular component: nucleus. NCBI's taxonomy places the organism in Eukaryota, Viridiplantae, Streptophyta, Magnoliopsida, Fabales, Fabaceae. The record is from RefSeq and is a predicted model, not a curated record. The transcript has 2 exons. Gene Ontology annotation, molecular function: DNA binding; DNA-binding transcription factor activity.
AUUUGGACUUGAAACCAAAGAAAAUUACGGUUAUAGUCUCUGAUCACACACAGAAAACUUUAUCAAACACAUACUCUCUCUCUCUUGAAAACUAAUUUAAGAUUCUCGAAGCUUCUUCUUUUCUACUGAUAUGGAUGUUAUUGUUAUUGUUAUAAUAAUUAUAACUGAAUUGGUGAACAAGAUCAUUUCACUUUUCUGUUACAAUUCAACAUGGCAGGUUUCUUCUCUCUAAGCAGUGGAAGAGGAAAAGAAGAAGCUAGAGAGCAAGAAGAAAAUAAUAAUAACAGUGGAAACACUAAUAAUAAUCAGUUUCUCUUCCGAAACGAAGAGAUCUACAACAAAGGAUUCGAGAUAUGGCCGCAACCACAACCACAUCAAACUUCUUUUCAUCAUCAACAAAAUCUUAACAACUUUUACUCCUUCGGUGUCGGAGGUGGAGGUAGUACUAGUCGAAGAAACGAAAACAAUUUAAACGACGACGUUUCCGUUUCGUUUUCUGAUGAAUCAACUAGAUUUGGAUUAACAGUGAUGAGGUCUUCCGGCAGUGGUUUAAGCGGCGGCGGAAUGAACUGUCAAGAUUGCGGCAACCAAGCGAAGAAAGACUGUCCUCAUCUUAGAUGCAGAACUUGUUGCAAGAGUCGAGGGUUUCAGUGUCAAACUCAUGUGAAAAGUACUUGGGUUCCCGCCGCGAAACGCCGUGAACGGCAGCAUCAGCUUUCAUCUUUGCAGCAACAAAAUCAGCAACAGCAACAGUUUCAUUCUUCAAGACGACACAGAGAAAAUCCAAACGAAUCUUCUGCAGCAGGAGCUUCUGGUUCUCUUGCUUGUACUCCAAUACCUAUCACUACAACAGGGUUGGAGCUGGGGAAUUUUCCACCGGAGCUGAAUUCACCGGCGGUGUUCCGGUGUGUGAAGGUGAGUGCAAUGGAUGCACAAGACGAGCGUUACGCUUAUCAAACUGCUGUGAACAUAGGCGGACGAGUUUUCAAGGGAAUUCUCUAUGAUCAAGGACUUGAAGUUAAUUACACUAGUGCAAAUGCCGGUGGUGAGGGUUCUUCUGGCGGUGGUGGCGGCGGCGGUGAAGGAAAUCAACAGAAUCUGAUAACAACCACCGCAACAAAUGUUAACAAUCCAUUUGAAUACUCAUCUCUUUAUCCAGCUCCUCUUAAUGCUUUCAUGGCUGGUACGCAAUUCUUCCCACCUCCGAGAUCCUAAAGACGUAACGUAAUCCUUCUAUCUAUAAUCUAUUUCAAUAAUUAUUUGAAUUCAAACCAUUAAGUAUAUGUUAAUUUUAUGUAUCAAUGUUAAUUUCUAUGCUUUAAUUUUGAUCAACAUUAUGAGCUGUGAAGUAGCAGUAUACUAAGCUACUAGCUAUAUAGAGUACUAUAGUUAUGUGUUCUUACAAAUGAUUAUAACGAUGAUGAUUAUUCAGUGUGCACGAAAUUAAAGGGUGCUAGAAGAAUGUUUAGUUUGUUUUGUCCAAUCCAAAAUCUCAGUUCAGAUUUUCAUGUUAUA